Molecule: messenger RNA, 2653 nt
Organism: Chanos chanos (milkfish)
Lineage: Eukaryota; Metazoa; Chordata; Actinopteri; Gonorynchiformes; Chanidae
Product: serine/threonine-protein kinase tousled-like 2
Exons: 21
Coding region: 447-2531 (694 amino acids)
Biological process (GO): peptidyl-serine phosphorylation; intracellular signal transduction; chromosome segregation
Cellular component (GO): nucleus; perinuclear region of cytoplasm
Molecular function (GO): protein serine/threonine kinase activity; ATP binding
Source: RefSeq, a predicted model, not a curated record
AGAGAACAAGCCUUCGAAUAAUAGGGCAUAAAAACAUGAAAAGCGAGUAAAAAGCCAGUCUUUUGUAUAUUUUGUACACCAAGGAUGCCAUGCAAUUCAAGCAAUUCCGAUGUGGACAGUACACACACGGAAAAACAAGACAGCGGCCGUGAACAGCGAAGAACAACAAGUAGCUAAACUGACAAUUAUCGUUGCUUGCCCUAGUUGCGGCACAACAUUCGCGGGAAACCCCGAGGAUGAAGGCCUUCUCGUGCUUCUCCAGUUGCAUUGUGUAAUAGAUGAAGAAAACAACUGUCGUUUGUUCUCACUACGCAUCUUCUCAGAAUUGAUCGCUAUUAAUCAACGCGUCAAGAUUUAUUUGAAAGGCAAGAAUUCACCUUUUGAGUCCAUAUUUGGCUGAGAGACUGAAAACUCUCCGUGGCCAGACAAAUCUCAAGGCUGCAGAGAUGAUGGAGGAACUGCACAGUCUGGACCCACGGCGACAGGAGUUACUUGAGGCCCGAUUCACUGGAGUUGGUGUGGCCAAGGGUACAGGUCAUAGUGAGUCUUCCAAUCAAAGCCUAUGCAGCGUGGGAUCUCUCAGUGACAAAGAACUUGAGACACCAGAGAAAAAGGGUGGUGACCAAAGAACACGGAAAAGAAAAGGCGACCCUUUCGAUCAAGGAAAAGGUGGCCCAAGAGGACACAAAAUUAGUGAUUAUUUUGAGUUUGCGGGUGGUAGUGGUCCUGGUACCAGCCCGGCUCGGGGUAUCCCACCGCUGGUCCGUGCUUCCCCCCAGCACUCCCUUUCUAACCCUCCAGUGCCGGUGCAGCAAGGUAGUCCUUCCUCCAUAGGCUCUGCGAACACAGACCACUCCACAGGCUCUCUGAAACCUCAGUCACUGCACUCAUCUCAUAAAGCCACUCAGUCUGAUCUCACAAUAGAGAAACUCACAGCACUAGAAAACAACAAGAACUCUGACCUAGAGAAGAAAGAAGGCAGGAUAGAUGACCUGCUACGGGCAAACUGUGAUUUGAGGCGUCAGAUUGACGAGCAGCAAAGGAUACUAGAACGGUACAAAGAACGACUCAACAAAUGUGUCACCAUGAGCAAGAAACUGCUCAUAGAGAAGUCAAAGCAGGAGAAGAUGGCGUGCCGAGAUAAGAGUAUGCAGGAUCGUCUACGAUUGGGGCACUUCACAACUGUCCGACAUGGAGCCUCAUUUACUGAGCAGUGGACAGAUGGUUACGCCUUCCAGAAUCUUAUAAAGCAGCAGGAACGCAUCAACUCACAACGUGAAGAUAUUGAAAGACAGAGGAAACAGCUGGGAAAGAGGAAACCACCUCCCAUGGUUCAAACUCCUCCCCUUAGUCUGGAGCCAAACAAACGCAAAAGCAAAAACAACGGAGCCGAGAGUGAAGCGUUGUCACUGGCAGAGUAUCACGAGCAAGAGGAGAUUUUCAAACUAAGACUUGGCUAUUUAAAGAAGGAGGAGGCAGAGAUCCAGGCAGAGCUGGAACGGUUGGAGAGAGUACGGAAUCUUCACAUCAGGGAGCUGAAGAGAAUACACAAUGAGGACAACUCACAGUUCAAAGACCACCCCACACUAAACGACCGCUACCUGUUACUGCAUCUGCUUGGUAGAGGUGGCUUCAGUGAAGUCUACAAGGCAUUUGACUUGACAGAGCAGAGAUAUGCAGCUGUUAAAAUCCACCAGCUCAAUAAGAACUGGAGAGAGGAGAAGAAGGAGAAUUACCAUAAACAUGCAUGCAGGGAGUACCGAAUCCACAAAGAAUUGGACCAUCCUAGAAUUGUCAAACUCUAUGACUACUUUUCACUGGAUACAGACUCGUUCUGCACAGUUCUGGAGUACUGUGAGGGAAACGAUCUGGAUUUCUACUUGAAGCAGCACAAGUUAAUGUCAGAGAAAGAAGCAAGGUCCAUCAUUAUGCAGAUAGUCAGUGCCCUUAAAUAUCUGAACGAGAUUCGCCCACCGAUAAUCCACUAUGACCUUAAACCAGGUAAUAUCCUGCUGGUGAAUGGCACAGCUUGUGGGGAGAUUAAGAUCACAGAUUUUGGCCUUUCAAAGAUUAUGGACGAUGACAGUUAUAACUCAGUAGAUGGCAUGGAGCUCACGUCGCAAGGAGCAGGAACCUAUUGGUACUUGCCUCCAGAAUGCUUUGUCGUCGGGAAGGAGCCACCCAAAAUCUCUAAUAAAGUGGAUGUUUGGUCAGUGGGGGUGAUCUUCUACCAGAGUCUAUAUGGAAGGAAGCCAUUUGGACAUAACCAGUCCCAGCAGGAUAUUCUGCAAGAGAACACUAUUCUGAAAGCCACAGAGGUGCAGUUUCCUGCCAAACCCGUGGUCUCCUCAGAAGCCAAGGCAUUUAUCCGCCGCUGUCUAGCCUACAGGAAGGAGGACCGUAUUGAUGUGCACCAGCUGGCCAGUGACCCCUAUCUCAUGCCUCACAUCCGCAAAUCCCUCAAUAUGCCUCCUCUGGCACCCCCUGCCGCCUCCACAUCAGGUUCCUACAACAGCAGUGCUUCAAACUGAGAGAGACACCAAACACUCAAGAGGAAAAAAAAAAACAACAAAAAAACGGAGCACAGAAUGUGGAUGAAAUGGAAGAUUUGCCAUUUCUGUCAUGGGAGGAAUGAUGCAAAGCGCCAUGUAUA